AUGGACGACGACAUAAUAGACUACGGCCCCAACACUCCAAACCCUCGCGCGAACACCAACAAGCCUGAAGACCCUGAAGACAGUCUCACGCCUCUUGAGCAGGAAGUUCUGGACGAGUAUGCGAAGCUUGUUGGCAAUCUUGAUGAUUUAAGCAACGUCCUGUCAGACUUGGCAAGCAAGCCCUCGGCGGAGAUAUUGGAUGCGUUGAGGGGUUUGGAGAGGAAGACGACCACGGUGUUUACGCUGUUGAAGGCGAGUGUUUAUUCGAUUGUGUUGCAGCAGGAGAUUGCGGAUGGGGAUGGGAUUGGUGGGGAGUAG
This is a messenger RNA of Fulvia fulva, 318 nucleotides long. Its product is annotated as DASH complex subunit dad3. Bases 1 to 318 code for a protein of 105 amino acids. The transcript has 2 exons. Gene Ontology annotation, biological process: attachment of spindle microtubules to kinetochore; pteridine-containing compound metabolic process. The record is from RefSeq and is a predicted model, not a curated record. NCBI's taxonomy places the organism in Eukaryota, Fungi, Ascomycota, Dothideomycetes, Mycosphaerellales, Mycosphaerellaceae. Gene Ontology annotation, cellular component: mitotic spindle; DASH complex.